Molecule: messenger RNA, 2215 nt
Organism: Anopheles cruzii
Lineage: Eukaryota; Metazoa; Arthropoda; Insecta; Diptera; Culicidae
Gene: Pu
Product: GTP cyclohydrolase 1
Exons: 5
Coding region: 268-1305 (345 amino acids)
Biological process (GO): tetrahydrobiopterin biosynthetic process; tetrahydrofolate biosynthetic process
Cellular component (GO): cytoplasm
Molecular function (GO): GTP binding; zinc ion binding; GTP cyclohydrolase I activity
Source: RefSeq, a predicted model, not a curated record
CCGUGCGCGUCUAGGUCCAGGUCGCACUUUUUGGUGGUGUGUUUGUCCCCGUCGGUUAAAUCCGUACUUCUGUGGUUCCGUGUUCCGUGAUUGCGACAAUCGUUGCGUUGAAUGUCCUACCGGACGACGGGACGGCGGAAUCAGCAGUCGAACAGCGUGAGUGCGUUGAGCUUUCGCAGGUGGCUCGGUGAGCUGUGCUGCUGUGUGCGUCCUGUUGUAAGUUGUCGGAAUUGAUCUCCACCGCCGCCAGCCGCCGCCGCCGCCGUCAUGAGCAGCAAGUUCGAGAUUUCCGACGACGCGGACGAACUGAACCAGGAGAUUGACGAUACCAACUUCCCGACCCGCUCGAACUCGAUCAGCUUCGGGGCGGCCAAUGGGAAUGGGUCGACCGGAAGUCUCAACAACGGCUACGGACCGUUCGCGAACCGUCGCCGCUCAAGCAGCAUCCGUCAGUCCGAACCGCCGGCGGAAGCACCAGAAGGCACUCCGGAAAAUCACGCCGAACCGGAGGAAUCGGAAUCGGCGAACAACAAUAACGGAGUGGCCGGAGCGGUGAACGGGGAAAAGCGCGAACAGAGUGAGCGCAGCAUGAGCGUCAGCAGCAACAGUGGCGGCAAUGCCAUUGCGAUCGGUGGCCUAAACCGAGCCCGUCCGACACCGAUCCGUACGACCAGUUUGUCAGGGCACGAGAAAUGUACCUUCCAUCACGACCUGGAGCUGGACCACAAGCCGUCGACCCGGGAGGACCUGCUGCCGUUGAUGUCGAAGUCGUACCGAAUGCUCCUGUCCAGCCUCGGUGAAGAUCCGGAGCGUCAGGGGCUGUUGAAGACUCCGGAGCGGGCGGCCAAGGCGAUGCUCUUCUUCACCAAGGGCUACGAUCAGAGCUUGGAAGAGGCCCUGAACGGUGCCGUAUUCGACGAGGACCACGACGAGAUGGUCGUCGUGAAGGACAUCGAAAUGUUCUCGAUGUGCGAACAUCAUCUGGUGCCGUUCUACGGUAAGGUGUCGAUUGGGUAUUUGCCCUGCAAGAAAAUCCUCGGAUUGAGCAAACUGGCCAGGAUCGUCGAGAUUUUCUCACGUCGGCUGCAGGUCCAGGAACGGUUGACGAAGCAGAUUGCCGUGGCCGUCACCCAGGCCGUCCAGCCGGCUGGCGUUGCGGUCAUCAUCGAAGGAGUGCACAUGUGCAUGGUGAUGCGUGGAGUGCAGAAGAUUAACAGCAAAACGGUCACCUCGACCAUGCUGGGCGUCUUCCGGGAUGAUCCGAAGACGCGUGAAGAGUUCCUGACGCUGUGUAACAACAAGUGAGCCAGAUGCGUCCACCAUCGUUCUCGCCCAUCGACAGCGGCAGCGUCAGGUCGAUCGUCACCGAUCGUGCACGAACAUCAAACGGUCGUAGAGAACGGUGUUUAGAAAGGAGUAUUACAGUGCACUCGAAACGAUAAGAAACGAAAGAAGCGCACAAGGGCUGGGUCGAAUGAAGCACAGCUUCCAGGCGACCCAUCGCCUUCGUGUGAAACGUAAUUUAGGGAACUUGUUUAGGGAAAAGGCUCACGAGCCAACACCGUACUGUGUGUACUUUACAAACGGAUAUACUCGAGUUUUUAGCUGCCAAGUAAAAUUUUUAGAAUAUUUUUUGCAACAGAGUGAGAGUUUUUCGGAAGUGUUGAUUCGCCCGUUGAUUCGUGGUGUUCCCCUACUCGGGCACUAGUUUUAUUCUUUAACUCUCGAUCGAACAGGAUCGGUCGGCCGUUCGGGCUGCCUGUGGUGCGAACCAAUACAAUAAUCUACACUAUGAAUGUUUACAAACCACACGUACUGCACUUGUUACAAAGUCUGCGUCUAACGAUAAGCAAAUGAGUGUCUAUUUCAAAACGUGUUAUAUUGUUUGGAAGUGAGGUGUUUGCCACGCGAAAGGGUCCAAAAGCAACGCAGUGUUGAGCCAUUUACAGAUGCACGAGCAUAUUUUUAACAGGCGAUGAACUACAUAUUCUUAACGUGAGAAAACUCUAUACUGUUGUUUGUUAAUGAUGUGAAACCACGCAAAUGCGACACGACGGUAACAAUAAAUUUAUAUUAUCGAUAGGGCGCCGAGCAAUCCUAUUUUUUCUAAUGAAUUGCGAUGCACAAUGGCCAAACCCUAGAGAGAACAAUCAACGAAUUAUACGCACCUUCCUCAAGGAAGUAACAUCAUGUUGCUAGCUGAAAGGGUUGAAUC